AUGCAAACGGAUUUUUAUGAACAAGUACAAAACAAAGAUGAAUCUUUGCAAACUGAAUGUUAUGAAACGGUAAAAGUAAAUUUUGGCACCCAAACGGAAUUGCUUAGAUUUGACAUUAAUCAGUUCAAAGAUAAGGACUCAGACAUUUAACAGUUAUUCUUUGAAAUCGAGGUGAAUAGUGGCAAAAUAUUUACCGAGCCGCGAAAGCGGUGAGGUAAAUAUUCCCAAAGCCACUAUUCACCGAGAUUGAAAAGAAUAAUUGUUUUAGUAUAUACACACGAAGUGAUCUCAACAAAAUCAGAGAGGAAACCAUUAAAAAGUACGAUUUGAUUGACAGAUCAAAUCACGCGUAAGUUUAAAAAUAGAUCUUUGCAGAAUUUUCAAACAUGGCAAUUCACAAGUUUAUCAUUUCGCAAACAACAGCGUAAUGGCUUAAAUGGAACCGCUAAAAGUUUGAACUGUUUCCUUACCUGAGAAGAAAAGUAGAGCUAUGUUGUUUUCUGUUGACUCGCCAAGUUUAUAGCCAAAAGGGUUUGUUGUGUCGUUCUUCGCAUGAAGUGCUGACAAAAAUGGUGGCUAGGUUGCUCGAGGUAAGACGUCGUCUUCCUGUAUCAUUCUUUUUUCUGUUUACUUGAAACGUAGAAUUUCUGCAAACAUUUCCUUUUAAAUUUGUUUUUCAUAAAUAAACUUCGAUUUUCGAGCCAAAAUUUUCUUGUUACAAAACACUGAGUUCACGAAACGGCUUCUUCUACGCGAAUACACGGGAGUUGUAAACAAUCCAUCGACCACAAAACGCAGCUACAGUUAACUGAAAAACGCCGUAUUGAAUCCUUCCAAGUCUUUUCUUGCCUUAAAAAACGUCAGCCCUAGGAUUCUGUCGACUUUUAAAAGAUCUUUCUCUAAAAAAAAUGUGAAAAACACCGAGCUCACACAUUAUCCACUCGCUAGGAGGUGAAUAUUGUUGAAUAGUCCGAGAUAGCGAACCAAUCAGAUUGCUUAAAUCACCAAGAUCACUGAGUGUGUAUAUACUAAUGCUUUUUACACUGGAUUUCCCAAUUACAAAACACUAAUGCUUUGCUUUGAUAUGGUGAAGGAUGCAGCGAAAAACAUAAGCUAUGGAAAAUAUGAUCGAAAAUGUUUUGAUUGCCCCCCAGUUUGGCAACCAGGUCGACCAAGAGUUCUUACAACCUUUCAGGAGUUUGUUCUUGUGUUGAUGCGACUAAGGCUUGGCCUGUUUGAAAGAGAUUUGGCUCACAGAUUUGAAAUUUCCGAGUCAACAGUUUCUGUAAUAUUUAGAACAUGGAUUCGAUUUUUACGCCUUGAACUUCAGGAACUUAUUAUCACUCCACCACGAGAUGGUCUUCAGGAACACAUGCCUAAACUUUUCAAGGAAUUUUAUCCCAAGACAGCAUUGAUUAUUGACUGCACUGAAAUACAAAUGGAGCGUCCAUCUGCGUUGGAUAAUCAGUCCUCCUGUUACUCUUCGUACAAAUCUAGAACAACCAUGAAAAGCCUAGUGGGAAUUACCCCAAGUGGUGUCAUUGGAUUUGCCAGUGAAUUAUACCCUGGUAGUAUUACUGACAAAGAAAUUACUGUAAAGAGUGGUUUCCUAGCUUUGUUGGAGCAAGAUGAUGAAAUUAUGGCUGAUAAAGGCUUUCUCAUUCAAGAUGAGCUUGCUGCAGUUGGUGCAACCCUCAUAAUACCUGCCUUUUUAAAAGGAAAACAGCAGUUUUCUAAAGAAGAAGGAGAAAAAAACAAGAAAGUAGCAAGUUUGAGAGUUCACGUCGAAAGAUGUAUGGAGCGAAUAAAGAAUUGGCAUAUUUUAGAUAAACCUAUUCCAGUUUCCCUCGCAGGAAUAGCUUCAGACAUUUUUAUCGUUAUUGCAGCACUCACAAAUUUCCACCCUCCACUUAUUUCAUAA
Molecule: messenger RNA, 1921 nt
Organism: Porites lobata
Lineage: Eukaryota; Metazoa; Cnidaria; Anthozoa; Scleractinia; Poritidae
Source: the annotation of a GenBank genome assembly